UGCAGGUCCAACCGGAAGCCCAAAAAACGAAACGCUCGCUCGCUCCCUCGCUCACUCCAUCUUUGUUGUGUAUGCUCCCUAUGUGUGUGUGUGUGUGUGUGUUUGGUGUAUCUGUGUUCCAAUCAGAAUACACACAACAACAAGGAGUGAGUCCGUGUCGGCAUCGGAUAUUCCUUUGCCUUCAGUUGGAUUCGGAUCGGUUUAUGCGCGAAACGCGAAACGCAGCAGCGAAUGGAAAAAGCUGAAACGUGAAUUUGCCGUCGCCAAAAGGCAAGCCAAUCCGUACCAAAAGUAUCUCUGAUCCACAAAAAACUGGUAACUGGUAAACUAACUAUUUUAAUAGCCGCCUUGUGAUUAAUUAGCAACCGAAAAAAAACCAACACGCGUCGCGUGAUUCCUUCAGUGAGCAAAACUCGAAUAAAUUCCAUUGGCUAUCGGCUGUAAGCCUUUGUCUGUCGCGUGUGAGUGUGUGUUUUGUGUAUCUAUGUUUCAUUUUUUGCCAACAUUAUGCAAAUGUAUCUGAAUUUGUGAAUUGCGUGUGAUUUGUGGCAUCCAGCAGACUGGCAUUUAGCCCAUUCAAAAUCAAAUCAAACCACAAAGAGCACAAAACGUUUGGCUUUACAGGCAGUUUACACAGCACAGGCAAACAGGCCAUUAAGUCCCCCCCAAACUGCCAAUUGGCAUACGAAUCUUCAUUUGCAUACAUCAAACAACACAUCAGACAACGGACACAAAAGCAAUUGGUCGAGGCAGAGCGACGACACUCUGGGAGGCAGGCAAAGGGAAUCCGAAUCAGCCCACAGUCAAUCCACAUCGGAUCAGCAGUCGACACGCGACUAUCCGCAGUUCAGCGGCGAGCAUCAGAACGUACCGCCGCAGGUUGCGCCCAGCGUCAAGAUGUACCACAGCAGUGCCGUGGCGGCCUACACGGAUCUGGCCGGAAGUGCAGCCAGCGCUGGAGUAGGGGUGGGAGUCUCCGGCUACCACCACCAGCAGGCCGUCAAUGCACCCGUCUACGUGCCCUCCAAUCGCCAGUACAACCAUGUGGCGGCCCAUUUCGGGAGCGCGGCUGCAGCGCAGAAUGCCUGGACCACGGACAGCUUCGGAUCGGCGCAUGCGCAACUGCCGGCACAGUUCUACACCCAGAAUGCGGCCGUGAUGAUGGGCUCCUGGCGCAGUGCCUACGAUCCGACGGGAUUCCAGCGAUCCUCGCCCUACGAGAGCGCCAUGGACUUUCAGUUUGGCGAGGGACGCGAGUGCGUCAAUUGUGGAGCGAUCUCGACGCCGCUGUGGCGACGGGACGGCACGGGGCACUAUCUGUGCAACGCCUGCGGGCUGUACCACAAAAUGAACGGCAUGAACCGACCCCUAAUCAAGCCCAGCAAGCGCCUGGUGAGUGCAACGGCCACGCGGCGCCUGGGGCUCUGCUGCACCAACUGCGGCACCCGCACCACCACCCUCUGGCGGCGCAACAACGACGGGGAGCCCGUCUGCAAUGCCUGCGGCCUCUACUACAAGCUGCAUGGCGUCAACCGGCCGCUGGCCAUGCGCAAGGAUGGCAUCCAGACGCGGAAGCGCAAGCCCAAGAAAACAGGCAGCGGUUCGGCGGGAGGCACAGGAGCGGGAGCUGGCGCGGGUGCGGUCCUGGAGUCCAUUAAGGAGUGCAAGGAAGAGCACGAUAUCAAGCCUUCGCUUAGUCUGGAGCGUCACAGUCACAGCCUCAGCAAGCUGCACACGGAUCUGAAGAGCAGCAGCAGCAGCGCCGGCCUCAUGGGGCAACAUCAUGUCCAGCAGCAGCAGCAGCAACAGCAACAGCAACAUCAGCAGGCCGCCCAUCAGCAGCAACAGCAGGCGCAUCAGCAGUGCUUCCCCCACUACGGACAGGCCGCGACGCAGGCGCAGCAGCAGGCGCAACAUCAGCAGCACGGCCACGGGAUGAGCACUCCGACGGCGCAGUCGCAGCUGAGUGCCAGGCAGAUCCAUGGAGCCACUGGCUCCCAGCUGUACACGCCCGGCAGCAGUGCGGCAGGGGCAGGAUCUGGCGCCUCGGCAUACACCUCGCACAGCGUCGAGACGCCAUCGUUGAGCAAUGGCACGCCCUCGCCCCACUACCAGCACCAUCACCAUUUGGGGAGCUCCCAUGGCCACCAUGUGGCAGCUGCGGCCCAUCAUCACCUGCAUGCGGCUGCAGCGGCCGCCGCGUAUGGCGUGAAGACGGAGGCGACAGCCACCAACUACGAUUACGUGAACAACUGCUACUUUGGGGGCUCCUUCGGAGCGCUGGGCGGAGCAGCCUCGACCGCCGCCAUGGCGGGGGGAGCGGCCAGCGAGUUGGCCGGAUAUCACCAUCAGCACAAUGUCAUCCAGGCGGCCAAGCUGAUGGCCACCUCCUAAGGGCCAUCCCUUGUGGCUCUGUGAUCUCCCAUCCCCCACCACCCAUCCGUGACCCCCUCUCCAGCAGCACCCGCACCAGAGAAAGUUCUCGUUGGAAUCGCAUUGAAAAGACUUUAGACGUUAGUCCUCCCAUUCUUAGCCUAAGAUUAGUUACCCCCAUGUGGCCUGUAAAUAACUACAUUAAUAGCAAGUCUUGUUGUACAAAUCUGCAUCUAUAUCAACGCUAUAGAGCUAUAAUACGAUUAUGUGUGUGUACAGAUAUUAUUGUGGUGUAUUCGAUUCGUUUUAGCUUCUUAUUUUAAUGAUUAUCGUAUGGUUCCACUAGCUUAAAUAUCCCUAACUAUUCCUAUUCCUUGUGUUACCAGCACGGCCCACACUCCCCUCAUAGACCCAUAGACCAUUUGGCAGUAGGCGUAAUUACUAGAAUAGUAUUAUUAUUAUGAUUAUCCAUUUAACAAUCUAUUCGUAAUAAAACUGUAUUCAAAAUGUG
Drosophila miranda is the source of this 2884-nucleotide messenger RNA. Its product is annotated as GATA-binding factor A. Gene Ontology annotation, biological process: negative regulation of transcription by RNA polymerase II; cell fate commitment; positive regulation of transcription by RNA polymerase II. The record is from RefSeq and is a predicted model, not a curated record. Gene Ontology annotation, molecular function: zinc ion binding; RNA polymerase II cis-regulatory region sequence-specific DNA binding; DNA-binding transcription factor activity, RNA polymerase II-specific. Bases 898 to 2394 code for a protein of 498 amino acids. The transcript has 4 exons. NCBI's taxonomy places the organism in Eukaryota, Metazoa, Arthropoda, Insecta, Diptera, Drosophilidae.